AAUGAUCGUACCAGUAUAUUAACAGUAGCGGUGUGUCCAGGGCGAGGAGACGUCCAGCCCCAGUGUGAUGUGUAAUGAUAGUACCAGUAUAUUAACAGUAGCGGUGUGUCCAGGGCGAGGAGACGUCCAGCCCCAGCUGAACAGCGCCAUGCAGGACGUCAGUGAUAAAUACCUGCUGCUGGAGGAGACGGAGAAACAGGCCGUCAGGAAGGCCCUCGUCGAGGAGAGGAGCAGGUUGUGCACCUUCGUCUCCAUGCUACGACCUGUCGUGGAUGAGGAGAUCUCCAUGCUAGGAGAGGUCACCCACCUCCAGACCAUAUCUGACGACCUCAAGAUGCUGACCAUGGACCCUCACAAGCUGCCCCCCGCCAGCGAACAGGUGAUUCUGGAUCUGAAAGGCUCUGACUAUAACUGGUCCUAUCAGACUCCUCCCUCCUCCCCCAGCACCACUAGGUCCAGGAAGUCCAGUAUGUGCAGUCUGAACAGCGUAAACAGUAGUGACUCUCGCUCCAGCGGCACAUCCCACUCUCACUCCCCUUCCUCCUCCUCCUGCUCCUCCCACUACGGCUACCGUAGCUCCACCCUGCCCCAGCAGGCCGCGGCACGACUGUCCUCCAUGUCCUCCCAUGACUCAGGAUUCAUCUCCCAGGCAGACACCUACACCUCCAAGUCACCAUCACCCAUGCCCCAGGAAACACUACCGCAGCCUUGCUCCAGCUCUGGCUCGUCUGAGGCCUCUGACACCUGCCAGUCAGUCAGUGAGUGCAGCUCUCCCACCUCAGGAGGGCCUCUGGCUGCAGUUGACAAGUUGUCUAACGGGUAUGACCACUACGGGGAUCACCAUCAUUCAGACUCUUCAUACCUGAUGGGAGGGGGCUCAGGCCUGGGGGGGUCCUACCUGAUGGGAGGGGGCUCAGGCCUGGUGGGUUCCUACCCCCUCUUCCCUCCCUCCUCCCAUUCCACCUCCAUCACCACCUCCUCCUCCUCCUGUCCGUCCCAGUCGUGGUCCAGGCCGGGCUCGGCCCUGCUACCUGACUACCCUCAUUACUGCACCCUGGGGCCUAACAUGGUCCCCACCUCUAAAGUCCCCAGCUGGAAGGACUGGGCUAAACCAGGACCCUAUGACCAGCCCAUGGUGAACACCCUUAGAAGGAGGAAGGACAAGGAUCCUGUACCAGCAGACACCAGCUAUGCCCCACUACCACUGCCUGCUGGUGUCAUCCCAGCACCUGGGGGCAGGAGUCUACCACUGCCUGCUGGUGUCAUCCCAGCACCUGGGGGCAGGAGUCUACCACUGCCUGCUGGUGUCAUCCCAGCACCUGGGGGCAGGAGUCUACCACUGCCUGCUGGUGUCAUCCCAGCACUUGGGGGCAGGAGUCAACCAUUACCUCCACCACCCAAGGUGUGUGAGAUGGAGACCCAUGAGGAGCUGGCUCUGGCCCUGUCCAGAGGUCUACAGCUGGACUCACACACACAGCGUUCCAGUAGGGACUCUCUACACUGUUCUAGUGGCUACAGUACCCAGAGUACCACCCCGUGCUGUUCAGAGGACACCAUACCUUCACAAGUGUCAGACUACGACUAUUUCUCCAUGGGAGGGGACCAGGAGGUUGACCAGCAGGAGUUUGACAAGUCAUCCACCAUCCCCCGUAACAGUGACAUCAGCCAGUCCUACCGUAGGAUGUUCCAGUCCAAGAGACCAGCCUCGACCGCCGGCCUACCUUCUACGGCUGGCUCCGUCAUCAUGACCCCUGGGGUCGCCACCAUCCGCCGCACGCCCUCCACCAAGCCCUCGGCCCGCCGCGGGACCACCGGCCCCAUCCCCAUCCGGACCCCCGUCAUCCCAGUCAAGAUCCCCACCGUGCCUGGCCUCGUUGGGGGAGGAUUCUCUGGGGGGCUGGGGAUUCCUGUAGGACCAGGAGUAGGGAUGGAGGAACCAGAGGAGGCCCAGAGCCCUGAGUCUCCAGCCCAGGGAGAGGAGGGGGAGCUGGGUGUACUUCCCCUGGCGUUCUGGAGUGGUCAAGCAACCACAAACCCUCCCUUGGCCCCUCACCAGCCUAGGGUCCAGUGUCAGGGCGAGGGGGGGUCCCUGGAGGAUGGGGAGGUUAUGGAUGGUCAGGGGGGAAACAUGCUGCUGGUUAUCCAGAGAGGGGUCAAGCUGAAGAGGACCAAUACCAACGAUCGCUCAGCACCGCGCAUCGUAUAAGAGGAGAGCCACCGUGGCAGCAUCAGAGGAGGGCAUCCUACCUAGCUGUACCUAGCUAGCCUACCGCCUGCCCAUUGACAGGACAGACAGGACACAGCUCAUGUCCUCUGUGCUAAGGGGGGGUCUCCUGUAUACUACUUAUACCGUCCAGCGGCCUCAGUGACAGACAGGACACAGCUCAUGUCCACUGCGCUAAAGGGGGGGUCUCCUGUAUACUACUUACCG
Molecule: messenger RNA, 2431 nt
Organism: Oncorhynchus keta (chum salmon)
Lineage: Eukaryota; Metazoa; Chordata; Actinopteri; Salmoniformes; Salmonidae
Product: protein MTSS 1-like
Exons: 9
Coding region: 68-2206 (712 amino acids)
Biological process (GO): positive regulation of actin filament bundle assembly; adherens junction maintenance; plasma membrane organization
Cellular component (GO): cytoplasmic side of plasma membrane; actin cytoskeleton
Molecular function (GO): phospholipid binding; actin binding
Source: RefSeq, a predicted model, not a curated record